This is a messenger RNA of Magallana angulata, 1763 nucleotides long. RefSeq names its product aristaless-related homeobox protein-like. Bases 78 to 818 code for a protein of 246 amino acids. The record is from RefSeq and is a predicted model, not a curated record. Gene Ontology annotation, molecular function: DNA-binding transcription factor activity, RNA polymerase II-specific; RNA polymerase II transcription regulatory region sequence-specific DNA binding. NCBI's taxonomy places the organism in Eukaryota, Metazoa, Mollusca, Bivalvia, Ostreida, Ostreidae. The transcript is spliced from 4 exons. Gene Ontology annotation, biological process: regulation of transcription by RNA polymerase II.
AAGUCAAUUCAUUCUGGGAUGAUACGAUUUAUAAAAGAGCUGCAGUCAGAUAAAGGGGGUUAGAUUUCAUUUUUACCAUGGAAGGACAUAAAACCGACGAAAGCGACGCAAAGGAGAUAGAAGAUUUUGUAGAAUGCGAUAUUGAUACCAACUACGCUGAUGACGUCAUAGCCUUAGACACAGACAGUGGUGUAGAAGACAUUGUGAGCCCGAGAGAACCUAUCUCAAAUACCUCCAUUCUCAAGUUUUCCAUUUGUAACAUUCUAAGACUUCCAGACAAAGAACGUGAAUCAAACCAGCCAAAGACAUCAGAUUCUUGUUUGCCCAUCAUUUCUUCUACUGAACACAAAGCAAGUGAUCUUGCAAGCAGCAUUAAAAGCAAACGCAACCGAACCACCUUUUCGACGAAACAGCUGCAGGAACUGGAAAAGGUGUUCCGAAAAACUCAUUAUCCGGAUGUAUUUCUCAGAGAAAAACUGGCGUCAAAAAUCAAACUCCCAGAAUCAAGGAUACAGGUGUGGUUUCAAAACAGGCGAGCAAAAUGGCGAAAGAGGGAGAAGUUGGCACUGGGAGCGGGCUUUGUGACCUAUGGAUUGCCUUUCUCUUUGUCCUGGGCAGCCCAUCAUUCAUCCUUAAUGUCUCACAGUGCUUUGAUGACAUCGGUAAUGGAGCUGACAAACCAUCGACAACAGGUGGCGCAAGAGGCGCCAAAAUACAAAGCGUUCGGCGAGCAAUCUGAUCCCCUGAAUAUCAGACACACGAACCCAACCUUUAAACGUAGAACAGAUAUGUUGUCGCCAUUGUCCGCUCAGAGGUGAAAGAAUCAUAUCUCAAUGCAUCACGAAUUGUUAUCAUUUAUUAACCAAUAAAUAUAUUUUAAUUACAUCAGAGGUAUCCCCCCCCCCUCUCUCUCUCUCUCCACCCACAGUGGCUACUGCUGUAUACAUUGUCUGUGGAGUGAAUAUCUGCUGUUUUAAUUUCCUAAUACGGUAUCCAGGUUAACAAUGUUGAUUUAACCCCCAUAAAAAGAAUUCACUCGAGGCAUGUGUGUUGAUACAGCCGACGUGCUCUUUCAAGAUUCUACCGAUUCGGCUCUAAUCAUUGAUUCUUGUUAAUAAGCUAUUCUCUUUUUAUAGUUCUAUAACGGCCACAGUUACUAGAAAUACUUUGGAGGUAACUUUUUAUAGUUUUAAUUAAUUUACUAGUCAUAAAUUCCAAAUUGUUUUUAAAAAUUUUGCAGAUAAACUUACGUCAUUAUUUAACUUUAAAAGACUUAUAUAUAUGAUAUGAAAAUCUUAUACACUUUUAGUCCCAGAACAAUAUUAUUUACGUCAUGAUUGCUCUUUCUUUCAUUGGUAUUGAAUGCAUAAGAAAUUAUCCGUAUUUUGAAUGGAAGAGUACCUUUACAGUUCAAAAAAGGGUUGUGAUUUAUUUGAUUACUUCCAAUAAGAUACAUCUUUAUAUUCACGUGUGUGUGUGUGUCAGAGAGAGAGAGAGAGAGAGAGAGAGAGAGAGAGAGAGAGAGAGAGAAAUGAACAUCGAUAGCAACUUUAAUGAUAGGGAAGGAAAGCUUACAUGCAUAUAUGUAAUUAUCUUUUAUGUACAACUGUUUGUUCAUCAAAUGUAUAAAUAAUAACACUGCAUGCAAAUAUCAUAAUUUAUUUAGUUAAAUUCAUAAUGCGGUUUUAAUGUACAUCUACAUGUAUAUAAUUAUAUCUCCUUCUUUUGUAAUUUAAAUUUAAGUUUGAAUAAAACUGUUGAGA